GCUCCACAACGUGUGACCUUCCCACUCACACAAUCCUGCGCAAAACAUCGCUGCACACAUUCAAUGGCACGAUUGUCAGGUCUUCAGCGGGAGGUUCUAUCCCUGUAUCGGAAAUGUUUGAGAGAAAUCCGAAAGAAGCCUGUCGAUACCCAACAGAAUUUCAGAAUAUACGCUAGAAACGAGUUUCAGAGGCACAUGAAAAUCAGCAAAAAAGACUUCAAUGCGAUUGAAUAUCUGCUACGCAAAGGGCACCGACAGGUUGAGAUGUAUUCUUCACCGGGCAUACGCAACAUCCGCUAAUUCAUGCGGUGAUGCUUGAAUUUGGUGCAAGCGAUAUGCUUAUCUUGACCAACUGUCAGCUCAAAGGGGCGCCUGACAGGACAGGACAGCUGACCAGCAACUGAGUGACCUGGUUACGUCAUCCAAGGCUUGGAUUAUCAACUGAGUAGUGAAGUUGCCUCUAGCCGCCUCCCGAAGCUCAUGGAAUCGUCCAGAGGCACCAAGUAGGAACGGAUAUGAGCUUUAUCAACCCUCCAGAUAGUGCCAGAAUACUCGUGCUAGUUCUCGGUGUAAUACUUAGCUA
Aspergillus uvarum CBS 121591 is the source of this 583-nucleotide messenger RNA. Its product is annotated as succinate dehydrogenase assembly factor 1. The record is from RefSeq and is a predicted model, not a curated record. Gene Ontology annotation, biological process: mitochondrial respiratory chain complex II assembly. Lineage: Eukaryota; Fungi; Ascomycota; Eurotiomycetes; Eurotiales; Aspergillaceae. The coding region runs from base 64 to 300 and encodes 78 amino acids. Gene Ontology annotation, cellular component: mitochondrion. The transcript has 3 exons.